ACGGCCCUCAAACUGGAACAUCAGCUCCCCACCAGAUCUCCAGCUGCACAGCUCUCAAACAGGAACAUCAGCUCCCAACAGGGUCUCCAGCUGCACGGCCCUCAAAUUGCAACAUCAGUUCCCCCCUGGGUCUCCAGGUGCACCGCCUCAAACUGCAACAUCAGCUCCCCGCUGGGUCUCCAGCAGCACAGCCCUCAACCUGCAACAUCAGCUCCCUGCUGGGUCUCCAGCAGCACAGCCCUCAACCUGCAACAUCAGCUCCCCCCGGGGUCUCCAGUUCCACGGCCCUCAACCUGCAACACUGGCUCCCCACCAGGUCUCCAGCUGCACGGCACUCAAACUGGAACAUCAGCUCCCCACCGGGUAUCCAGCUGCACGGCCCUCAAAGUGGAACAUCAGCUCCCCGCUGAGUCUCCAGGUGCACGGUCCUCAAACUGGAAUAUCAGCUCAACGCCAGGUCUCCAGCUGCACAGCCCUCAAAUGGGAACAUCAGCUCCCUGCCGGGUCUCCAGCUGCAUGGCCCUCAAACUGCAACAUCAGCUCCCCCGCGGGACUCCAGCUGCACAGCCCUACAACUGGAACAUCAGCUCCCCCGCGGGACUCCAGCUGCACAGCCCUACAACUGGAACAUCAGCCCCCGCUGGGUCAUCCUGCACGGCCCUCAAACUGGAACAUCAGCUCCCUCCCAGGUCUCCAGCUGCACGGCCCUCAACAUCAGCUCCUCGCCGGGUCUCCAGCUGCACGACCCUCAAAGCAGAACAUCGGCUACACUCCGGGCCUGCGGCUGCAACACCCUCAAACCAGAACAUCAGCUCCUCGCCGGGUCUGCGGCUGCACGACCAUCAAACCGGAACAUCAGCUCCUCCGGGGUCUGCGGCUGCACGACCCUCAAAGCAGAACAUCAGCUACUCGCCGGGUCUGCAGCUGCACCACCCUCAAACCAGAACAUCAGCUCCUCCCCUGGUCCGCUGCUGCAAGACCCCCAAACAAGAACAUCAGCUUCUCCCGGGGUAUGCGGCUGCAGGACCCUCAAACCGGAACAUCAGCCCCUCCCCGGGUCAGGGGUUGCACGACACUCAAACCGAACGUCAGCUCCUUCCUGGGUCUGCAGCUGCACGACUCUCAAACUGUAACAUCAGCUCCUCCCCGGGUCUGUGGCUGCACGACCCUAAAAUUGGAACAUCAGUGCCUCCCCGGGUCUGCAGCUGCAAGACCCUCAAACCGGAACAUCAACUCCUCGCCGGGUCCGCGGCUGCAAACCCUCAAACCGCUCCUCACUUCCCAGACGGGGCGGCCCGGCAGAGGCGCUCCUCACUUCCCAGACGGGGCGGCCGGGCAGAGGCGCUCCUCACUUCCCAGACGAUGGGUGGCCGGGCAGAGGCGCUCCUCACUUCCCAGACGAUGGGUGGCCGGGCAGAGGCGUUCCUCACUUCUUCCCAGACGGGGCGGACGGGCAGAGGCGCUCCUCAAUUCCCAGAUGGGGCGGCCAGGCAGAGGCGCUCCUCACUUCCCAGAUGGGGUGGCCGAGCAGAGGCGCUCCUCACUUCCUAGACGAUGGGUGGCGAGGCAGAGGCGCUCCUUAAUUCCCAGGCGGGGCGGCCGGG
Molecule: messenger RNA, 1604 nt
Organism: Symphalangus syndactylus (siamang)
Lineage: Eukaryota; Metazoa; Chordata; Mammalia; Primates; Hylobatidae
Product: WAS/WASL-interacting protein family member 2-like
Source: RefSeq, a predicted model, not a curated record